Messenger RNA from Cladocopium goreaui, 1050 nucleotides. The record is from the annotation of a GenBank genome assembly. NCBI's taxonomy places the organism in Eukaryota, Dinophyceae, Suessiales, Symbiodiniaceae.
AUGGCGUGGCGUGCCCUCCGCCAGCUGUGCCCGGAGUACGUGCCCAAAGGGGGGCAGCGCGGCGUGACGCACUUGGCCUUGGAAAAUCCCACGCUGGAAGCAGGUCGCAGGGCAUUUGACCUGGGUCCUUUCGCAUGUCACCGCGUGCCAGAGGGUGCGGAGCCUAUGCGCCUGGACCGCUGGCUCUUGAAGAAUGUUUGUUCCAACUGGGAUGCGCGACAGAAACUGAUUGCCUCGAAACAGGUUUGGGUCAUGAGUUCCAACGCUACAGCGGAGCAGCAUCGCAGCAGCGUGCAGAUCCCGCGCUUUCGCCCUGAAUGCCAGGGGAAAACCCAGGUGAAGUCACAGGACUUCAUCUAUUUCCCCAAGACCAUGAGCCCAGUGCCCAAGCGCCGUUUGCCCAGCCUGAAGUCGUCCUCGUCAGCAACUGCACCUGAUUGGCUGCUGCGGCGAGUGGUGUACAAAGAUACCGACUUUCUUGCCAUCGACAAGCCCAUGGGUUGGACGGUGAAUCCUGGGAAGCAUGUGGGCGACCAGCAUCUGCAAAGACUCUUGCCGAGCCUUCAGUUCGGCAUGGAGGAGCCCCCAAAGUUUGUGCACCGCCUGAGUACUGAGAUAACGGGCGUGCUGCUCCUGGCAAGGCACAAAGCUGCAGCAGCUUAUGCCAAGGACAUGAUUACCCAGCGCGCCUUCUGGCAACGGGACUUCUGGGCUUUGGUCUGCGGGCGCACUCCGAAGUCUGGUUCAGUGUCCAUGCCGCUCUCUCAGGAGCGACAUGGCACGAGGAACGUGGCGAAACCGUUGCGGGAAGACGAUGGUGGCCUCCCAGCCUUUACCGAGUACAGCAGCGUGCGUUUUUCGGCGCUAUGUGGUGGCCUAACGCUCUUGUCCAUGAACCCAUACAGUGGACGCCAUGAUCAGACCCGUGCGCACUGCGCCUUUGGUCUGCGUGCACCCAUUGUGGGCGAUCCUGUCUACUACGAGCUCUCGAACCGUUUGUCCGAGGAGACCGACUUCAAAGUAAGGCGGCAUGUCAUGGCUUUCAUGUGA